Molecule: messenger RNA, 3342 nt
Organism: Hydractinia symbiolongicarpus
Lineage: Eukaryota; Metazoa; Cnidaria; Hydrozoa; Anthoathecata; Hydractiniidae
Exons: 2
Coding region: 984-2870 (628 amino acids)
Molecular function (GO): zinc ion binding
Source: RefSeq, a predicted model, not a curated record
AGUCUGUUCCGCUCCUUGAUCGAUGCCCUGUGGGAGUCUGUCAGGCUGGUAUCCUAUUACGGACGGAGUUUCAUACCGCGCAGGUCUGGGCGCAAGCGAAGCGCUUUGUAGGGACAAAUUUUUGGCUUGUUUUCAUUUGUCUCGAUGGCCUAAAUAAUUUUCAUGGUCAGUUUUUCACAACUAUUCUGGUUAGUGCUGCGAAAAGAGGCAGAAAUGCAAAAUCCUGCCUGAUGUUUCUUCAACUAAUUUUUUACUUUAACUGACGUUUUGCUUUUUAAUAACACGUUUAAAUGGUGUUGCUAACCCUCUUUGUGGUAUAUUGACAUGGGUAAGAUGUUGGAAUCGAAGAAAACUUAAAUUACUGACUUUUAUAGAGAGGCAAGAGAGGACAUAUUGUUGAUGUUGGUUUUAGGGGUUAGCUUCCUGUUGCAAUUAGCUACAUAUACCAAACAUUUUGUGUUGUGAGGAAUAAAGUAAUGGUUAAAAAGAAACACUUUUCUAUCAUUAUCAGUGCACUUUGGCAAGAAGAAAUAAGAAUUACAGCUAGCUAUAGAAAGACUUAAAGGAAGUUUUUUUUCAGUAAGCUAUAUAGCUAGCUAGCUAUAUAUAGACGAAUUUCCGUGUGACGUCACAUAACCAGUUCCCAAGCCUCUGCGCAAAUCGACAGGCAAAAUGGCAGGCAAGAUAGUAAACAAAUAGGGUAAUUGCUUAUUAAACGAUCGUUUUAAAUCGCUUAAAAAGUAAACAAACCUUUCGAUCGAAACUUGCACUACCAUUAUGAACUCCGUUACUAAGAUUUUAAUGAUAUUCUACAUCGCGGGCUUUUAUUCUCGACCAUUACUUCGGCUUUACAAGCCUACACACCAGGAGUACGCGAGUAAGCAAGUCCUGCAUUGUGUUCGACUAAAUAGCUGCGUUUAAACUGCGACGUUUUUAUAUCCUUGCCUUGGAAAUUUUUGUGGGUAAUUGAUACAGCCCAAAAUAUGUACGCGAGGUAUAAACACAGACCAAGAGUUGUACAGAGUAUAAUGCGACAAAACGAAAGCGGCCGCCUCGUGGUCUUCACUUCCAAUAUGUCGACCGAAUACUUCUCGAAAUUAGUAAGUGAAGAUAAACAGCAUUAUUCAAAAAAACUCACGCUUGCCAACGGAACACUCCUACGCGACCCUUUUUCACUGAAGGGAGAAGAUUGGAGCGACGAUGUAUCAUUGCUACCCGAUGUUACGCAUAUGGAUUUGUAUGUCUAUCUCAUCCAUACACCCAGUGAAUUUACAAAUGAAUCUUUAAAAGCUUAUAAAUCCUUAGAAGCUUACAACUUUUAUCUUUCUGGGCAUGUUCAAGAUGUUUAUUGCCACCUCUUGAAAGACGUUGAAUUUUGCUACAUUAAAACCUCCGUACUACCUAGUCAGAGACAAGGACAAAAGCAAAAACUAUAUGAUGUAUGGAUCAUUUUACACACAAGUGGAUGGGUACUUUCAGCAAAUUGUACCUGCGUUGCUGGCCUUGGCUCGGCAUGCAGUCAUGUUGCUGCCCUUUUGUUCAAACUGGUUGCUUGUGCUACAUUGGAGUUAAACAAAAAAGCUUGCACAAGCAAAUUAUGCUCAUGGAAAAAAUCUAGAAAAAGAGCACACCCUGCACCUCUGAAGCACAUAAACUUCAAAAGACCAAAAAAAAGCGAAGUCCUGCCUACUAUAGACGAACCUUUUGAAGGUGAAUUGAAAGGAUUCACAUCAGUGGAUCCCUUGAAAUUCGUAACAGAAGAGGAAAAACAACAGUGGAUUUCACUCAGUCAAAUUGCUCCAGAUGCAGUUGUACUUAAAAAUAUAAGUCUGGAUUUAGGUGAAACAACACACCAUGAUGAUAGCGAAACAGAAACUGCGGAUGAAAAUGAAAAAAACAUUCUUCCUGAACCAUUGACAUACAUAUACGACUCCGCUGCCAUAAAUAAAAAUGAAAUAGAAAUAAAUAACAUUGCUCAAAAAAAUUACAAUCAAUACAAAUCCUCGUGCUUUGAUAUACAGUUUGAAAACUUGAAAAAAUUCACAGAAGCUCAAAGCCUUAGCGACAAAUGGAUGCUACAUCGAGCUGGGCGAAUAACAGCUUCAGUUUCAAAACUUGCCUUCACUUCAGAUUUGAAAAAAACAAAAACGUUAAUUGAGACCAUCAUGCAAUAUAAAGAGCCUGUUGACGUUGUUGCAACAAGAUAUGGGAAAAGAAUGGAGAAUAGAGCUCGUUCAGUAUAUGAACAACAUGUCAAACAACACCAUGUUGAUCUCCAAGUUGUCACAACUGGACUUCAUAUUGAUCCAAACUUUCCAUAUCUUGCAGCAAGCCCUGAUGGAUUAGUGAAGUGCAAAUGUCAUGGUCAGAGUUUAGUUGAGAUCAAAUGCCCAUUUAAAUAUAAAAAAAGUUUGAAGCUAUGGAGAAACGAUAAAAAUUGUCCCAUUGAUAAAGCUGGGAAAUUCAAAAAAAAUCAUGCUUAUUACUUCCAAGUACAACAUCAAAUGUUAGUAACUAAAAUGAAUUAUUGUGACUUCUUUGUUUUUUCACAAGGAAAGCAAGAAAAUGAUACUUUUCUGAUCAGGGUUACAAAAAAUGAACCAUUUUGUCGGAAACUUCGUGAAAAACUGGCCAUUGUAUUCGAAAAGGUUUUGUUACCAGAGCUUGUCACUCGGAAAAGUGAUCCCAAGUUACUAAAUGAAGAAAAGGUGUAUUGCAUAUGCAGAAGACCAUCCUUCCCACCUAUGAUUGGUUGUGACAAUUUAGGCUCAUGUGACAUAGAAUGGUUCCAUUAUUCUUGUGUGAAGAUAACAAGAGCACCGAAAACUUGGCUAUGUUCUACCUGUCAGAAUAAUAUUAAAAAAAAAUAGUGUGUCACAUUAUAUCAAAGUAAUAUAUGUAAUAUAAUAUAACAAUAUGUUAGUUGUGUGCGAAGUAUCAAAUUCUCUGUAAUAAUAUAUGUUAUAUAAUGCCUUUGUUCAAGUUCACCAAAGCACAUAUAACGAUAAACACAUCGUCCAAUAAAUCUACUUGAGUGAUAGGUAUGGUUGUGUUCAAAAUUUUAAACUUUCUCAAACGUCCAAUAACUCUCUCAAUGUGGAUUCGAACAUUGGCUAUUUUUCGAGAUCGAUCUACAUCCAUUGCUGACAUUUGUUCCUUCCCUCUGGUAAAUUCAGGUAUUUUUAAUACCACGCCUCGUGUUGCCAACUCUUGCUCGAUAAGGAAUCCUCGAUCAGCCAAAACAAGAUCUCCAUUUUCGACUAAAUCCAAAAAACCACUUUUUAUUGUUAUUUCCUUAUCAGAGACUCUACCUCCCCAUCCUUCUGAUAGGAAACUAACACU